This is a messenger RNA of Alternaria ventricosa, 345 nucleotides long. RefSeq lists its product as uncharacterized. The transcript is spliced from 2 exons. The record is from RefSeq and is a predicted model, not a curated record. NCBI's taxonomy places the organism in Eukaryota, Fungi, Ascomycota, Dothideomycetes, Pleosporales, Pleosporaceae. Bases 1 to 345 code for a protein of 114 amino acids.
AUGCGUGGACCAAGCCUCACCAACCCCGGCUUUACAGCGGACUACAACGAAAUCGCAGACCUCUUCGAGGCCGGCGAGCUUUACCCAGCCAUCAACAAAGCCAAAAACCUCAUCGAGAGCAAUGGCAGACCCUUGUACCAAGAGAUGCUCUCUUGGGUCAUACUAGCCCUUGCUCUGGACCACCUGGACGUCAUCAAGACCUCCAUGGACUGGACGCGCGAGAAUCUCGACAUGGUGUUUGAGGGUUGGUGGGCCGAGGUCUCGCGGCGCUGCCAGGACUUCGACAUUCACUAUUGGGGUAUGGUGCAACUCAUGGUCCAGACGACAUGGGCAGGCGCGACUUAG